GCUCGUCUUCGCGGAGUUCUUGUGGAGGACUCGUCCUUGCGGGGAGGAGUGGUCUGGAUCGCUUGUGCUCGGCGUCGCCCUGAACGCAGCACCGUCGCUCAACGCAACACGAGCCGACGGAGCCGGAGAGAGAAAUCCACGAAUCCGAAUUCGAGCCGCGUUCUCGGGCUAUGUCAGCCCAGUGACCGCCGAGUGCAGACGGACGAAAGGCGCAGCCCCCUUUGCCGCCUCGACCAUUUGGGCCGCCCUGCCUCCUUCCAAACAUGUCAACGCAGGCCAAAGUGAAGAAGGACAAAGAGAUCAUCGCCGAAUAUGAAAGCCAAGUCAAAGAGAUCCGUAAUCAGCUGGUGGAGCAGUUCCGUUGUUUGGAGCAGCAGUCGGAAUCCCGCCUUCAGCUGCUCCAGGACCUGCAGGACUUCUUCCGCCGGAAGGCCGAGCUCCAACUGGAGUUCUCCAGAGGCUUGGAUAAACUCGCGGAGCGCUACUCAUCCAAGAUCCGCACUUCCAGAGAGCACCAGCAUUUCAAAAAGGACCAAAAUCUCCUGUCCACCAUCAACUGCUGGUACUUGGUCCUGGACCAGACCCGGCGGGAGAGCAGAGACCACGCCACACUCAGCGACAUCUACAACAACAACGUCAUUGUCCGUCUGACGCACGUGGGCGACGAUGUCCUCAGACUUUUCAAAAAGAGCAAAGAUAUUGGCGUGCAGAUGCACGAGGAGCUUGUAAAAGUCACCACUGAGCUCUACACUGUGAUGAAGACGUACCACAUGUACCACACGGAGAGCAUCAGCGCCGAGGGCAAGCUGAAGGAGGCCGAGAAGCAGGAGGAGAAGCACAUCGGCAAGGCCAACGACAUCAGUGCCGCCUUGCUGCGAUACGGUCACGACGAGCGACCGCAGCGACGGAGCUCGGUGAAGAAAAUGGAGAAGAUGAAGGAGAAGAGACAAGCCAAGUAUUUUGAAAACAAACUCAAAUGCACAAAAGCCCGCAAUGAUUAUCUUCUCAAUCUGGCAGCCACCAACGCCUUGGUGGCAAAAUAUUACAUCCACGAUGUGUCCGAUAUGAUAGAUUGUUGCGACAUGGGGUACCACGCGAGCUUGACGCGGACCCUGAGAACCUACCUGUCGGCCGAAUAUAGCCUAGAGACCUCUCGGCACGAGGGGUUGGACGUUCUGGAAGGGGCGGUGGACGCCAUGGACGUCCGAGGAGACAAGCACAAGUUCAUGGACGCCCACUGUCAGAUGUUCUGUCCUCCCGCACGCUUUGACUAUCAGCCGCACAUGGGGGACGAGGUUUGCCAGGUGAGCGCACAGCAGCCUGUCCAGACGGAGCUCUUGAUGCGCUACCAGCAGCUUCAGACUCGCUUGGCAACCCUCAAGAUAGAAAACGAAGAGGUGAGAAAGACCCUGGACGCCACCAUGCAGACCCUCCAGGACAUGCUCACAGUGGAGGACUUCGACGUGUCCGAAGCCUUUCAGCACAGUCAGUCCACCGAGUCGGUCAAGUCGGCCUCGUCGGACUCCUACAUGAGCAAGGCCAACAUCUCCAAGAGACGAGCCAAUCAGCAGGAGACCGAGGGCUUCUACUUCACCAAAUACAAAGAGUACUUGAACGGCAGCAACCUUAUUGUCAAACUUCAAGCCAAGCAUGACCUUCUGAAGCAGACGCUGGGAGAAGGGGAGAGGGCUGAAUAUGGAACAACAAGGCCCCCCAUACUUCCCCCUAAACCUCAGAGAAUACGGAAGUCUAGACCUCGCUCCGUUUUUAGGCGUAAGCUGUUUAACGGCAAUCUGGAGGCCUUCAUCCAGGACUCAGGGCAGCCCAUACCAGUGGUGGUUGAGAGUUGCGUCCGAUACAUCAAUCUCUAUGGUCUUCAGCAACAAGGUAUAUUUCGAGUUCCGGGAUCCCAAGUGGAAGUCAACGAUAUUAAAAAUGCAUUUGAAAGAGGAGAGGAUCCGCUGGUGGACGAUCAGUCAGAUCAUGACAUCAACUCUGUGGCCGGGGUCCUUAAGCUCUAUUUCAGGGGUCUGGAGAAGCCGCUGUUCCCGAAAGAGCAUUUCCUCGACCUCAUAUCCACCACGAAGCUAGACUUUGGUUUCGAUCGAGCUCAUCACCUUCAGCAGAUCGUUGCCACUCUCCAGCAACCCGUGGUCGUCGUCAUGCGAUACCUGUUUGCCUUCUUAAACCAUCUAUCGCAGUACAGCGACGAAAACAUGAUGGACCCUUACAACCUGGCUAUUUGCUUCGGCCCCACACUGAUGCCGAUACCGGAGGACCAGGAUCCCGUGGCCUGCCAGGCGCACGUUAAUGAGGUCAUUAAGACCAUCAUCAUCCACCAUGAGGCGAUAUUCCCAGCCCAGCGUGAUUUGGACGGACCAGUGUAUGAGAAGUGCAUGGCUGGAGGUGAAGAAUACUGUGAGAGCCCACACAGUGAUGCCGGUGCUCUUGAUGAGGUGGACAACGGUACCGGGCCCAACACCAGCGAUGAUGAGCUGGAGCAGAUAGAAGCCAUCGCCAAGUUCGACUACGUGGGCCGAAGUCCCAGGGAGCUUUCCUUCAAGAAAGGAGCGUCUCUUUUACUCUACCUGCGGGCUUCUGAGGACUGGUGGGAGGGUCGACAUAACGGCGUGGACGGACUCAUCCCGCACCAGUACAUUGUGGUGCAGGACAUAGAUGAGGCAUUCUCUGAAAGCAUUCGGAGAACUGACAGCGAGACCAGCAGUGGAUUCCACGAGGACCGAUCCUCAUCCAGACAUGAGCACCAGUCUUUAUCUGAACACCCUCUCGAACGCCGCUAUGGGCCACCACUGGCAAGGGCCAGAGUGAGGUCGGAUGGCGCUCCACUUCAGCGCCACAGGAACAGCGACGGCCACAGCCCCACCAGAUCCGCCGACGGGCCCCCGAGGGUCGCGCCUCGGCCCUGCAGCCCUCACAAAAUAGCCGUGACCAGGGGUCUGAUAGACAGCCCGGAGAAGCGCCGACUGGCCACGUUCGGGGCCGCCGGGCAUCCUCAGCGGUCAUCUCCCGUCACAAGUCGUCACACGAGCGUGGGGGACCACAAAGCCCUGGAGGCGGAAGCGCUCGCCGAGGAUAUAGAGAAAACAAUGAACACAGCCCUCCAUGAGCUGUGCGAGCUGGAGCGGCAGAAUGUUGCCAAACACGCUCCCGAUGUGGUCCUGGACACGCUGGAACCUCUCAAACACCCCGGAGGUGGCCAGGACGUACCCGGGAGCCCCCUGCACACCAUGGUCAUCAGAGAUCCCGAGGCGGCCCAGCGGCGGAGCAGCAGCAGCUCCUCUUCGGAAACCAUGACCACGUUCAAACCCGCCCUGGCGGUGCGCAGGCCCAACGCGCCCGUCAGACCGCCCCCCGUCAGACCGGUCCGGCCGGCGCCCGUGCUCACGCAGGGCCAGGGGCCGCACCGUUCCAGCAGCUCCAGUUCGUCGGGUCUGGGCAGUCCGGGCAUGACUCCCACUGACAGGGUUUUCCCCAAAGCUCCUUCCCCUUCGCCAUCCACUUCGUCGUCCUCCUCAGACAAACAGGGUAACAUAUAGUAGCACCAGUCAGACCCGAAACGAGUAUUGCACAACAAAGUCUGAUCGCCUUCACUCAAACCCGAAACAGCACCUAAUCUUUAGUUGGUCACGCCAACUGCUGGUUCUUCUCAAAUCUCCACUCACACCUUAACUUAAUCAGUCAACGAUACACUUACAUAGCACAGAUGCUGAAUUUAAAAUGGAUGCACUGGAAAAUGCUUUUGUUGGCCAACAAUAUGGACCAAGUCGGUGACUUUAUUAGGGUGCAAAUGUGCUGUGAGCUGGAACUUUUUGCACCCUCGCGGGUAGCACACCACUUAGGUCGUUUGCUAAACUUUUGCGGACGUACUGAUUUGAUUAAAGGUAGCUAGUGUGAGGCUCAAUAGGACUUUUGUGCACGGUGUAACGACGUUUGCUGAAACUGCCGCGAGCACAUCAGGACGCUGCAGAUUCAAUGCAGUCAUGCGUUGGAGUUGUGGCUCCCUCCAGUGGUAGCGGCCAAUACUUAAAUUGUAUCUCCAUAUGGAUGGCAGCUGAAUACUUUUUUACACAACAAAGCAUUCUUAGAAGAAAAAAAAAAGUGCAACAUUUGUAGAAAAAAAUUAUUUAAUGCCAUUAAUAAAUUUAUGAUGGACGCAAUCCCAGUAAAAAAAAAAAAAAAAAAAAAGCGUUUGUUUGAUUUUCCUCAAGGGCAGUUGCUAACAUGUGCGGUGUAGAUCCCUCAAUUGUGGCCUUGAAUUUUAAUGGAAGCCGCGUUUCAACUCUUCCAACUCAAAGACGUGAACGUCUCUCCCAAUAUAAAUGGUCGUCGGUCUUGAUAUAAUGAAGGAAUAGGUCACUUUAUUUGUGAGGAAAAACUUGGAUUUGCAAUGUUACUCCCAAAAUCACAGUUGGGGAGGUACCUCGGUUUUAAGAUCACAGGGCAGUCAGAUAGGUAUAAAAAAGCAAGAUCAGCUGCUUAUUUUUUGCUUAUCACUUCAAAGAAAAUUUACAAGAGUCUAAAAAAAUCCUUUAGCUUUAGAAAAGCGCAGACGUUUUUAUUUGAGGACAAUGAGCGAUCUUGACAAGUGCAAAUGUAACAAACUGAAUUAUGACUUCUCAACAUGCUAGCCAUGAAAUCUAUUCGCCAGAGGGUGCGCUGUCCCAUGUUUUUUUGCAGCAUGGAUGGUGUGGCUAGAGCGCGAGAUAUUUCCACAUUUUACUCACCGUAAUUUCCGGCCUACAAGCUGCAACUUUUUUCAUACGCUUUCAACCCUGAGGUUUAUCAGUGAUGCGGUGGUAGCGUUAGCACAGUGGUAGCAUUAGCGCAACUGCUUAUUUGCUAGCGUUAAACUCUUUCUGUGUACCAAGGCUUAUAACCAGGUGCGCUCUGUAGGCCGGGAAUUACGGUAGUAUGUUCUGUGUGUGAACCCUAGAAUUGGCCCAACGUCGUUACAUUCUCGCUCCCAAUUUUGCCAGGUUGCAAGGGUUCCCAGGCCACAUCCAAUAAAAUUCACAGGCAAGUAACAACCUUUAACAAAGUCACGAAAACACAUUAAAUGAGCAUUUGGACAAAGACUUCCUCUCAAAAAGAUACUAUAUAGCCUUUAAAUACCCUUUGCUACUAUUUGAGGAAAACUGUACAGUAUAAAUGUUGAAUGCCACUUCUACAUUUUCAAGUUCAGCAUCGAAGUUUGUUGCUUUACGCCAGUUUUACCGUCUCCGCUAGCAGCGCGAUAGCGUGUUAGCAUCGGUGACCUGCCACCUUUGAACUUUUAUUUUUGGACAGACUGACCGAGCACAAUCCAAAUGUUGUACGUUUGUUUGCUAAUAUUCUUCAAAUAGAAACAUCUCUUGAACGUUGGGACUUUGCAAAGGAUUAGCCACACACACCAUUCCUGGAACUUUUACAGAGAAAAUGAAGAAAAUAGCAGUCAUUUAACAACAUAGUUUAAAAAAGAAAUAAAAAUGAACAAAAAAACCAUCAGCAACCUAGUAGACUUCCUGCCAUGAACUAAUGCACUUAAAAACACAGGAAUUGUGCCGCGUCUGUGUUGUUGAUUUUGUAAUAGAAACGUGGUACUAGCACACGAAAUGAAGCUUGGGGCCGUGUCUAGAUCGCACGUAGAGUCUCUUUCGAUGAGCUUGUUUACGCUCGGUGGUCUUUGUCGUCCAUCUCACCGGGAUUAUCAAUAUAUCUUACGUUUGACCUAAUGCGUAUAUGCUGUUAAAAUGAUGACUUGUACAAAUAACAAUGUAUGAUAGGAACAGGAUAUAUUAUCAUCUCUAGUCUGUAGAUUUUUUUUUUUUUGUAACUCUUAUCCUUGCACAACCAUUAAUUAAAGAAUACAUCGG
Molecule: messenger RNA, 5873 nt
Organism: Syngnathoides biaculeatus (alligator pipefish)
Lineage: Eukaryota; Metazoa; Chordata; Actinopteri; Syngnathiformes; Syngnathidae
Product: SLIT-ROBO Rho GTPase-activating protein 3-like
Exons: 22
Coding region: 264-3557 (1097 amino acids)
Biological process (GO): signal transduction; negative regulation of cell migration
Cellular component (GO): cytoplasm
Molecular function (GO): protein binding
Source: RefSeq, a predicted model, not a curated record